Messenger RNA from Torulaspora globosa, 1323 nucleotides. RefSeq names its product Ump1p (gene UMP1). The transcript has a single exon. NCBI's taxonomy places the organism in Eukaryota, Fungi, Ascomycota, Saccharomycetes, Saccharomycetales, Saccharomycetaceae. Bases 1 to 1323 code for a protein of 440 amino acids. Gene Ontology annotation, biological process: proteasome assembly. The record is from RefSeq and is a predicted model, not a curated record. Gene Ontology annotation, cellular component: cytoplasm; nucleus.
AUGCCCUCGAACGCAAUCCCACAGCUUAACGAUCCCGUCCAGCGACUUGACCAGCAGAAACUUCCCGUUGCGGGAGCACUUCACCUGCGAGAUCGGCACCACACCGUUCUCGCUUUUCCAGUCCUUGUCGUAGGUCAACGUCUUGAGACAGUGGCCCGUAGAGGUGUCGAACACCCUGAUCAGUCCAUCGUACGACCCCGAGCACACGAUCGACGAGUCAUCCGCCGGGAUGUCGAUCGACACCACCGCUUCCGAAUGAGCAGCGAUCGUUCUCAUCACUGCCCCGUUCAGAACGUCCCAGAUCUUGAUACUCUCGUCCAUCGACGACGAAAACAGCAGAUUCCCCUUCUCGUUGAAGCACAGCGACACCACCGGCGCAGUAUGGCCCACCAGCCGGUGCAGCGGCCCGUACGCCAGAUGCGUUAUCUCAAUAGUGAAGUCAUCGGACGCCGUAGCGAUGCAUUGCCCGUCCGGCGACCAGCAGACAUCCGAGACCGGCCUCACAUGCGACGUACGCACCACCAAGGGCUCUUCCAACUCUUCCACCUCGAACACCAGCACCACUGUCCCUUGAACCACCGCCAGUCGCCUGCCAUGCGGCGAGAACUUCGCUGCCGUCGCCAGCCCCCGGCCCUCCCGCAGCGUGGGCACCUUAGCCUUGAUCCGGAACAUCCACAGCGACACACAGCGCCCCAGGAUCUGCCAAUCGCUGCCAAUCGCCGUCUUAACCUGCUCUUAGAGCCCGAUGGGCUCAUUGGAAUUUCCGGUCACGUGACCACGCUUAUACGCGCUAUAAGGUGGCAAAUGGCCACCUGGGCCUCUGACGACCACUCUUGCAGCGAAGCAACCACAAAGAUCCCGCUUGAUCGAACCGCUACGAUGAAUAUCGCCCCCUCGUCCAACUACAAGAGCAGCGUCUCGACCGCCGACCACCAGGAGACCAGUUCCAACGCCCUAAGUGCGCUCCCCGACACGUUCCGCAGACAGGAGGGAGGAGCAGUGCCGCUAUCGUCGCAGCUCAGCGACAGACACCCGCUGGAGACGCGUGUGCAGAACUGGGAGCAGACCCAGAGGAGCCGCCAGCUCGAACAGUACCGACAGAUCUUCGGGAUCGCGGAGCCCAUGAAGCGCGUCAUGCAGCUCGAAAUAGUGGACCGCACAGACUUCAACCCGCUCAACCAGACAGCGCUGCACCGCGACAUCCUGCUCAACAAGGAGGCGUCCGUCGACUGGGAAGACGUGUACCCUGGCACGGGACUGCGUAGCGGGAACGUACUUGGCGACGACGUCCACGCCAGCAUCGAGCGCAGCACCGGCAUCUGA